UGAGAAGCACGUUUGUGUGAGAGGUGUUUUUCAAUGGAAAUUGUACAGAAACGGCGAAGUCACCGACAGCGGUAAUCACACAUGCGCCGACGGAAUAACCCCAAAAAUAAUCCUCAUUUUGUGAUUGCAAGUAAAGAUGAAUUAAGUGGCUGGUAAAUGCCGCAGACGGAUCGAGUGUGCAUUGGUAUUUCUAAGAUUUCAUACAACUGCAUCAACGCAGAACAGCGUUUCCCCCCCUUAAGGGCUCGAAGAAGAAAAUACAAUACACAGAUCCACAAUCUCCGGGACAUUGCCGAGCUGUGAGAUCUUUGCAGGCGAUUUGAAACAGGUAUAAAGCUGUCAUGACUGGGGUGGGAGCUGAUGAUGACAUCCCACUUGGUGAGAGGAAAACUGUGACAGACUUCUGCUAUCUGCUGGACAAGUCCAAACAGCUUUUCAAUGGCCUAAGAGAUCUUCCUCAGUAUGGACACAAACAAUGGCAGUCCUAUUUCGGCCGUACUUUUGACGUCUACACUAAGCUUUGGAAGUUUCAGCAGCAACACAGACAGGUGCUGGACAAUCGAUAUGGCCUCAAGAGGUGGCAGAUUGGUGAGGUGGCCUCCAAAAUUGGCCAGCUCUACUACCAUUACUACCUCCGUACCUCAGAAACAAGCUACUUAAAUGAAGCAUUUUCCUUCUACUCAGCCAUCCGCCAGCGCUCAUAUUACUACCAGGUCAACAAGGAGGACAGGCCUGAGUUAGUGGUGAAGAAGCUGAGGUACUAUGCCCGGUUCAUUGUGGUGUGUUUGCUGCUCAACAAGAUGGACCUGGUGAAAGUUUUGGUCAAGGAGCUUUCUGAAGAGAUUGAAGACUACACACAGCGAUUCAAUACAGAGGAUCAGUUAGAGUGGAACCUGGUGCUGCAGGAGGUUGCUGCUUUUGUGGAGGCAGAUCCAGUUAUGAUCCUGAAUGACGACAAUGCAGUAGUGGUCAAGUCCAAUCGCAUGCAGGAAGGGGGUGUGCCCCAGCUUGAGCCAGGAAUGGUGGUUGGCCAGCUGACGUUGGCUGAUGCCCUCAUUGUUGGCAAUUGCAACAGUCAGGUGAAGUUCAGCGAGUUGACCAUCGACAUGUUCCGCAUGCUCCAGGCCCUCGAGCGAGAACCAGUGAAUCUUGCCACCCAAACCAACAAACCAGGGACACUUGUAAGAGAAGACUCUUGCACUCUCCCCAUCUCUCUCACCGAGCCCAGUGAAAAGCCAGCCAAGCGGGAGAACCCUCACAAAUACCUUCUAUACAAACCCACAUUUAGCCAACUUUACACGUUCCUUUCAGCCUCCUUUAAGGAGCUACCUGCCAAUAGUGUUCUCCUGGUAUAUCUGUCAGCAACCGGGGUCUUUCCCAGUGGACGUGUGGAAUAUGAAGGACCUUAUGAUUUUGGAGGAGUUCUAACCAACACUAAUCGUGACGUAGUAAAUGGCGAGGCGGGGCAGAAAAGAAACCAGGCCCAGAAAGAAAUGCACUGCCUUCACCCUGGAGACCUGUAUCCCUUUACCAGGAAGCCGUUGUUUAUUAUUGUUGACUCAUCCAACAGCACAGCCUACAAGAAUUUCUGUAAUUUGUUUGGCCAGCCUUUGGUGUGCCUACUUUCCCCCACCAUGUAUCCAAAGAGCAUUCAAGACCAGUCUCAGAGGGGGAGUCUCUUCACUCUUUUUCUCUACAACCCCUUAAUGGGCUUUCUCUCUGUCUGCGGACUGACCAGUGUGCGCCAAGGCUUAUGGGAAAAGGCCCAGGAGCUUUUGCACAAAGUUUCUCACGACAUUGGCCAGAUGCUUACCAGCUCCCGAGCCAUAGAUCAGGCUUUUUUGCAGUUCUAUGGUGAUGAGUUUUUGAGGCUGGUGAUGAUCCGGUUCGUGUUCUGCUGUGCCACUCUUCGACUACACAAGCUCUUCCGUGAAGCACAGAGUUUUCCUGAAUCGUACCCUCAGCUGCCCAAACAGGAGAUGUUGGAGAGCAACCUACUGCAGAAACACAUACUGGAGCUGGCAGCAAUGUUGGAUGUGCAAAACCUCUUUGUCGAUGGCAUGCUGGAUAACUACUGACUGUAUUGUUGCACAAAAGCAUUGUGCUGACAUUCAUGGGCUCAGUAUGGGUGCGCACACACAUCCGGUCUGUAGGUCAUCCCGAAUGAAGUUGUUGGUACCUAGUUUAACUUAACCUCUAUAUAUUUAGAUCUAGAUAGUUUUAACAAUUUAAGAAGUGUUUCAUCAUUGUGGUCAGGUAGUUAAAUUUAUUUUUAUUUUUUUUUGCCAUUUUCACAUACCUUUUAGAGUUACACAGCUACAUGUCAAAUAGCUCCCAAAGAACAAGAUUGGAUAUUGUUUAAUACCUGCAUGUGGUGGUGUGUAGCUACAGAGGCAUAAUGUCUGCUGAAGGUAGCUGCUGGUUUUAGAAAGGGAAAAUGAAGGAAGAGAAAUAUGAAGCACUUAAGCUCAAUCAAGAAAGACUGUAUAACUUAAAAAUAAUACUGACUGGUAGUUUCUUCACAGAUUCUUCCAUAAGUAAUUCCAGUAAGAGCUGGGAGACAUGACUAAAAUAUCAAACUGCAAUAUUCAAAAAAUUUCAACGUUUAUCACAAUGUUUAGAUUUGCUAACAAAACUGCCAGUAAACAUUUUUCAAAACUGUUUCAUUUUUAAUCUACAAAUUAUUAUUUAAAAAAUAACAAAGAAAAUAGUUACCACAAAAACAGAUGUUAACUUGUUAUUGUAAUGCUGAAGUCUGUGUUACAGAGGUACUGAAGAUACCUGCAAUAUCUCAGUAAACCCCAUCUCGCUGUAGUUUGUCUUUUACACAUCUUGACUUGUUUAUUGGGAUGUUUUGCUUACAGUCUACAUGUGUAACUUGUGUCAUGUGUACUGUGAACUCAAUCCAGGCCUUCUAAAGAUCGUUUAAAACUGAAUGCCCUUUUUGGGUCAAUAGCAAUUGAACAAAUUAAGAGUUUUGCAUGUCUUAGUGUGUGGUGUACCUACAGAUUUUUUUUUAAACCAGUGUGAGUGAUUCACACGUAUAUGUAAAACUUACUGUGUAUACACAUGAACAGUCACUGUCCAUUUUUAUAGGAACACUUGUACACCCUUACAUUCAUGUAGUUAUCCAAUCAGCCAAUCAUGUGGCAGCAAGAGAAUCUAUAAAAUCAUGCAAAUACAGGUCAAGCGUUUACAUCAAACAUCAGAAAGGGGUAAAAUGUGAUCUCUGUAAUUUAAGUCUGGCGUGCUGCUAUAUGGGCUAGUUUAAGUAUUUCAACUGCUUAUCUCCUGGAAUUUUGUACACUAUAGUCUCUAGAGUUUACACACGAUAUUGCAUAAAAUGUAGCGUGAGCAGCAUUUCUCUGGAAAAUUAGUAUAGAAAUGACCUGGUCUUUUCCAGUCGUGAAAUGUCCAGAUACUGUGAAUCUGUGCCCACGAUUUCCUGAUGUUUGUUUGAUGUGAAUAAUAACUGAAGCUCUUGACCUCAGUAUGCAUGAUUUAAGCGCUGUGCUGUUAACAUGAUUGGGUGAUUGGUUAUUGACAUACAUAAACAGGUAUACCUAUUCAUUUUUUAUACAUUAUAUCAAACUCAAGAUGCAAACCACUCAUCAAUAAUAAGAGUCAGCAGGCAAGAAGGGAAUUGACAAAUACUGGGAUGAUGCACCAAGAUUAACUUCUGUCACAGUCAUAGAAAAUAGAAAUGCCAAGGAGUGAAGAAGAAAAGGACCUUCUCAUGAUCUAAAGAUUACAAACUCAUUAGUCCAGCAUAGUUGUGUCAUCGCUUUCGGAGCUCACUAGUCUUAGAAGUAACUUAUGUUAGCAGCAGAAUGACUUCAGAAGUGUACCGCAACAUUCUGUCUGCAAAUGUAUAAAAAAUGCAUCCAAUCUAAUUGGAAGGAAAUUUGUCAUGCAGCCAAAUGACAAUACUUAAACCAUAAUGCCAACAGAAGGGGAGAAGUAGAGUGGCAAUCACCAGAACUUGAACGUUCAUUUCACUUUCUGAUGGGAAACUGAAGGGGGAAACCCCUACCAAAAAAACUAAUAAAAGAAAGGAGAAUGCAACAGUUUGCUGGUCAGUGGGUCUCUGGCUUAAUGCAGCUAUUGCAAUCAAGGAAUUUGCAACCAUUGAUUACAUUUUAUUUAACGAAGUUGGUAAUAAGUUAACUGGGUGGUUUGACAUAUUUGUGUACAUUUUUAAAUGUCUAUCAAUCAAACUAAUUUUCAUAAUCACUAAUUUGUCAUUUUGUCACAUGCAAUGAUUUGUAGUCAAUGACUGCAUUAAGUCUAGAAUCCAUAAUUAUCAGAUGCUGUGUUUCUUCCCUGUUGGUGCUAUCUUCAGUUCCUGCUUAUUCCUGGGCUGUUCUAUGUUCAGUUUAUGUCUUUUAGCAUGUGGAAUGCAUGCUUACUUGGAACAUUUCAGGUGUAUUUUCCAUCUUAACUUAAAAAAAAAAAAGGUCUUCUUGUGAAGUAUGUUUUUGGUCAUUGUCCAUCCGCACUAUAAAGCACAGUUUAAUGAGUGUUGAAUCUGUGCAGAAGAAAUAACCUUAAACACUUCAGAAUCCCUCCUGCUGUUUUUAUCUGCAGGCAAAUGAUAAAUAAAUACAAGGGAAACAAUUCCACUGGCAGCCAUACCUGCCAAUGUAGUAAUAUGAGCUGGUAUGCAUCAGAUUAUUAGAGUAUCUACCGUUCUUCAGCAUGCUGGUACAAGCUGAUCUUUCUCAUCUGUUCAUGGAAUGUCCUGGAACUGUACAGACUUUGUACUGUAAAUAUUUUUCAUAAACUCUAAUCUGGUCUUGGGGGGCAUACUAAUGGUUUAUAUUUUUACUUAAAAUCACUUCAUUUUGGUAAGUCUUUUUUGAUUGUUCACUUUUGACACAUACCUACUAAUGAUUGUUCUUGAUCUGGCCCACUCUUGUGAACAAAUGAUCAAAAAAAACAAUUUUUGUCCAUAUACAAAUAAUUUCUGUACCUGAUUGUAUAUAAAUAAAUUGUGAUGCAGAGAGCAAUGUCCAUCCAAUUUAUAGGUUGUUCCUGAUGUGUGUAGUGGUUGGGCUGGGCGUGAUGACCCAUUGCAUGUUUGUGCAGUGUUCAUGAAUGGAGCAGAUGAAGCAUUAGUGUCUGCCUAUCCUCUGAUAUGAACAUUAUUUUGUUUCUCAAUUCGCAGUCUUAAUAAUGAUAUUUAUUGUGAUGAUGAUGAUGAUGAUGAUAGCACUGCACUUUAUGCUAUUUGAGUCUGACCUUGUGGUGAUGUGGUUUGUUAGUACAUCUGUAAUGACAUUGUGUGGCACACUUACUUUUAUUUUAUUCAUAUGUUUAACACAAUUAUGAGACAUGUUCAGCAACAUUAUGGUUUGCGUCCCCUUUUGUUGAUUUUGACCGUAUGUGCAAUUAUUAGUUGAUCAGUAGCACAUUUUACCUUAAGAAAAGCACAAGGCCCCAGAAAAUCUGUUCAUUAUUGAAUUAUGGAGCCAUUUGACUAUUAUCCAAGGCAUUUAAAAGACUCUUGCUGCAUGUGCUUUAAGUGAGGCACUGGCCAUGUAUGAGCAGAGCAGGUUAUUUCUUAAAACAAACAGUGCAUUCAGAAAGUGUUCUGAUCUAUUUAUUUUUUCCCACAUUUUGUUAUGUGGCAUAGUUUUUCACCUCGAUUUACACGCCAUGCCUCAUAAUUACAAAGUAAAAAAAAAAAAAAAAGGCAUAUGGUCUUUUGUCAUAAAUCAGAUCAGAUUUUUUUACUUUGGAAUAAAAGAAAUAAAGGCAUUUCAGCAUGUCUUAACAUGACUCAUUGUGCCUCUGACUUUUUAAACACAACUCUUGUCUGUGACACAAAUUUUAACCUGCCUGCAAACUUAUUUUACAUUUCUUAAGUAUUUUAAUUUCUUAAAAAAAUACGUUUUUUCCAAAAGUGUUGAAAUGGCAGAGUCCAAUUCCAUUGUUUUUGGUUUACACUGAAGACAUUUGGGUUUGAGAUCAAAAGAUGAAUAUGAGACAAUUGAUCUGAAUUUCAGUAAUUACAUCGUGUAAAACAACAUGGCAGGUUUUUUUCUUCUCAUGUUGGUCCUUGAGAUCAAAUUACAGGUUAAUCUGUGUUUUGAAAUGUUUCAUCUCUGUUUUUCUUUUUUUGCCCUUAUGAUUCUUACUGCUGAUGAGUGGUUUGUAUUCAGCUGUUUGGUCUCUGUAUUACUGCUCUCAAAGGUAGAUUGUGAUACCUUUACCCCAGCCCUGAGGGGGUUAUUACUAAUGUUACUGAAUGUUGGUUUUGUGUUUUUCAUCACAGCUUUCGCACUAUUUCUGUUGUAAAUGUGUGUGUGUGUGUGUGUGUGUGUAUAUAUAUAUAUAUAUAUAUAAUUUUUUUUUCUUUUUUUUUCUUCAGUUUGUUAGUAAACAAAUGCUUUUUCAGGACAUUGCAAAUUGUUGAUUUAUCUAUGCCCAAUGCUUAUACUAUAGCUUGAAAUUCAAAUUUUCCUGCUUUCUUUCAUAGACAGCUCUUUGGUCUUCAUGUUCAUUUAAUCUUUGUAAACAAGAAAUACAGUCUGCACAGAUGAAAUCUAGGGCACCAUAAAAAAAAAAAGAGCAAUGUCAUGUUUCAAAAUUUUGGAUCCCUGAAAAAACGAAACUGUUUAACGCAUGAUGUAAAUAUCAGGAACUAAAAGCUAACCUUUCGUCUUUGUGUCAUCUUUGGUUAUCAAACCCAAAUGUAUUUGUUGUUUUAAAUCUUUUAAAGGGCCACGUAUCUCUAAAUAAAGAACCCUCAUAUUAUAUGUACAAAUCACUGCCAAACAGAUCAUGCAGCUCAGACAGAUCUGCUGUGUAAAAUGUUUUAAUUGAGCCUGUAACUGCCAGGUUUACUGAACCCACUUUGUACACCAAACUUUCUUUAAUUGAACUAACAGUAAUUGUUUAAAGAGCACUGGGAAACCGAUAAAGGGCAUUUUUGUUUCCUCCACUUCCACAUGGUCAUAUCUGCUUGACAUUCAUUUAAAUUUAAUUUGUUUGUGUGCAUGUGUUGGUAGUGUUGUUUUAGCAUGUUGGAUACUGACAGUAUAUGAUCCAGCCCUAAUAUUGUUUGGAGCAUCUUCUGACACUUGUAGCACUUAGUGAGUAAGAGGCAUUAAGAUAAGAAAAUCCGGACAGGGACUAACUAAAGCACAUUCCCUAACUGGCUAAUCCUAUAUCUGAUUAUUGAAUUGGGCUAGUUAUAUUUUGGGUGUUUUCCUGCCAAAACUGUGACAUAUGUGGUCAUAAUAUCUGUGAUAACUAGCUACCCACCCUAUAGAAUUGUUAAUGUACAUAUAAAACAUGGUACUGAAAUGACAAUGUGCCAUUUAUGCCUUUGUAGAUGCUUGUUUGUAGAGACAAAGUUGAAGGAUUGCUUGUUUAUUUAUUUUUUUCUUCUGUAGCACUUCCUACUGUUGUGAGGUGGGAUGAUUUUAGUGGUAACAAAAUGAUUUCAAUACUCUUUCUUUAUAAGUUAAGGGGUAUUAUAGUUUUGUCAUUUAGCUUGAAUUGUAUUCUCCAAAUGUCAUGUUUUAAUAACUUUUUAUGGUUGUCUUAUCUUUUGCCACAUUGUACUUGUUCAGAAAAAAAGGACAAGGAAAAAUGUAAUACCAAACCAUGCAAGCUUUUUGUUCUUCAGAAUGCUAUUUAAUAAUAUUAAAAUAUGAUUGUUUUGUUUAA
This is a messenger RNA of Silurus meridionalis, 7677 nucleotides long. It is a transcript of the gene scai, whose product is annotated as suppressor of cancer cell invasion. Gene Ontology annotation, molecular function: transcription corepressor activity. The transcript has 18 exons. Gene Ontology annotation, cellular component: nucleus. Lineage: Eukaryota; Metazoa; Chordata; Actinopteri; Siluriformes; Siluridae. Gene Ontology annotation, biological process: DNA-templated transcription. The record is from RefSeq and is a predicted model, not a curated record. Bases 342 to 2078 code for a protein of 578 amino acids.